Molecule: messenger RNA, 6825 nt
Organism: Colletotrichum higginsianum IMI 349063
Lineage: Eukaryota; Fungi; Ascomycota; Sordariomycetes; Glomerellales; Glomerellaceae
Product: RADS2 nonreducing polyketide synthase
Exons: 7
Coding region: 1-6825 (2274 amino acids)
Biological process (GO): secondary metabolite biosynthetic process; fatty acid biosynthetic process
Molecular function (GO): 3-oxoacyl-[acyl-carrier-protein] synthase activity; fatty acid synthase activity; phosphopantetheine binding
Source: RefSeq, a predicted model, not a curated record
AUGAAUACAACCCACCAAGUCCAGAGCGUUGUUGUUCUCUUUGGAGACCAGACAGAUUCGUUUUACAAGCCAAUGAAGGAGCUGUUUGAAGAUUCUAAAGACAACCCGAUACUCAAAGCCUUUUUGCAGGAUGCCGCAAACUCCCUUCGACGCGAAGUCAAUGAGUUGGGGCCUCGGAUGCAAAAUUCACUUGGCGGGCCUUUCUCCGACUUGCUCGAGUUGGCAGAGCGGUUUCGUUCGAAAGAGGACCACUUCGGCCUGGCUCAGGUGACUAUGGUUGGAAUCGUCAGAGCAGCUAAGCUUAUCCAAUUUUGUGAAGUGAACCCACAGCUCUUGCACACAAGGUCUUCACUUGUUGGCGCAUGCGGCGGUUUACUUGUCGCGUCAACCCUGAUGAUAUCCCAGGAUGUCCAGGAACUCUAUCGUAGAAACCUGGAGCUCAUCAGGAUAACCACGCGCCUAGGAUGCAUGUUGACGACACGUUCUCGAGCGGUCGAGGAUGUCUCCGACUCAUGGGGCUGGUCUUUCAUCGGUCCUGGAGCGGACCAGUUGCAGGGAUACAUCGAUUCAUUUCAUGAUUCCAAAAGAAUUCCGGCCCACAAAAAGAUCAAGAUCGGGGCGUCAGAUGUAGACGACGGUUGGCACACUGUAAUUGGGCCACCCUCUGUCCUGAAGCAGUUCACGACUUUUCAUACGGUGAAAUCAUUGCCUAAGCGGAAGCUAAGAAUCAGCUCUCUCACACACGUCCUCGACGAGAUCAGCCAUGAUGAGCUCGACUACAUCCUGGGUAAUGCUGCCGUUCUCGGCGUACCCGUCGUCUCAAAGAGUCAGAUGAUUUCACUGGGUAGCAGUACGAAGUUUGACGGCCAGACGUGGCGUGAUAUCUUGACUGUGACGUUGCGGGAAAUCUGUACCGUUCCUCUAAAGCUUCGACAAGGGUUAGCCACUUUAGUUGGACAACUCCCCACGUCGUCUACCACUGAUGUAUACGUCAUUGCCCCAACAGCCCAUCUGACAACGGUUGCAAACUUUUUGGAGCAGUCUGGGAAAUCUUUGAACGUUCUUCAAGAAGCAACAGCCGAACACGAAGAAGAGAAAAAGACAAAACUGUCUGGAAAUAUUGCCAUCGUGGGAAUGGGCGGGCGUUUCCCGGCCUGUGACGACUUGGAAGGCUUGUGGGACAUCAUCUCCGAGGGCCAGAUCGUUCAUAGUGAGGUUCCUAGGGACCGUUUCAACGUAGACGAGCUAUACGACCCAAAGACUAAGCUCCAUCUAUCCACCUCAACAAAGUAUGGAUGCUUCAUCAGGCAGCCUGGCCUCUUCGAUGCUCGGUUCUUCCAGGUCUCUCCCCGAGAAGCGCUUCAAAUGGAUCCUGCUCACCGCCUGUUCCUCAUGUCAACCUACGAGGCGUUGGAAAUGGCGGGCUAUGGCCGAGGCCGUUUUGCGUCGCCGCACGACACCAGGAUCGCCACGUUCUUCGGUCAAGCAAGCGAGGACUGGCGAGACAUCAUGCACAUUUCUGGUGGCGAUGCUUAUAGCUUGACUGGGCUACAGCGGAGUUUUGGCCCUGGUCGUGUCAACUACAGCAUGCGAUGGAGCGGGCCAACAUACAGCGUGGAUUCCGCCUGCGCAUCCAGCCUGUCCUCGGUCAAUUUGGCCUGUUCGUCUCUCUUGGCACGAGACUGCGACAUGGCAGUUGCCGGUGCCGCCAACUUGAUUACUUCUCCUGUGGCAUACCACAUGCUAGACAAGGCUGGAUUCUUGUCCAAAACAGGCGGAUGCAAGGUCUAUCGAUCAGACGCGGAUGGGUACUGUCGCGGCGAAUUCGUGGGGGCGUUUGUCCUGAAGCGUCUUGAGGACGCCAUCGCAGACAACGAUAACAUCUUAUCAGUCAUCGCGAGCUCGGCAAGAAACCACUCGGGUACGGCAACGUCCAUUACGCGGUCUGAUCACAGAGCGCAGGAGCUUUUGAUGGCAGAGACACUGCGAAAGGCCUGUUUGGAACCCCGUGACAUCUCUUACGUUGAGAUGCAUGGCACCGGAACACAGGUUGGCGAUGUUGCAGAGAUGACUGCAGUAGCCAACGUCUUUGGAAAUGCCAGUCGGAGUGUUCCGUUGUCGGUGGGUACAAUCAAGGCCAACAUUGGACACUCGGAAGCUGGUUCUGGAGCAGCCGCGCUGGUCAAGUCUAUCAUGAUGUUACAAGCCAAUAUCAUUCCUCCACAAGCCGGACUACCGCACGACUUGAACCCCAAGUUCCCAGACCUGAAUGCCCUCAAGAUCAGGAUACCCACUACGCAAGAGCCGCUUGUUCCGGGCACUUCGACUGCGCAAACGAGUCCCAACUCAAUAUUGAUUAACUCCUUCGACGCUUCGGGCGGCAAUACCUCUAUCGUGCUCCGUGGACCGCCCCAAGAAGCGGCCGUCCAUCACCAGCCAGAUCAACGACAAAGUCAAGUGGUGGUCACGUCGGCGAGAACGGCUGGUGCGCAUGUCGAGAACAAGCGUCGUUUGCUGGCAUACCUGAAAGCUUACCCGGGCACGAGUCUUGCCGAUCUGGCCUACACAACCACGGCACGACGACUCCACCACCCGAUCCGGGCAGCGUUUGCCGUUGAAACCAUCGCGCAAUUGGUUUACGAGCUUGAAGAAGAUCUGCGUGAGAACAAGACUAUCGACCCCUCGCAAGGUGCGAGCAGCAGUAGCAGCAGCACUGGCAGGAUCUCUUUUGUCUUUACUGGUCAGGGAGCGCUGUACGGGGGCAUGGGCAGCGAUCUCUACGAAACAGCCCCCGUCUUUCGGGACAAGGUUAACCUUUGCGACCGUCUGGCCAAAUCUAUGGGAUUUCCUCCCUUCCUGGACUUGAUAGUCGACCGCGGCUCGAAGCCGUCGACGAAAACAACGGCCCAGACACAGCUGGCCAUUGUCACUGUCCAGGUCUCGCUGGCGGCAUUCUGGGCCGCGUGUGGUAUUAAGCCUGCGAUGGUAAUGGGACACAGUCUGGGUGAAUACUGUGCCCUUCAUGUCGCAGGCGUGCUGUCCCUCUCCGAUAUGCUUUUCCUUGUCGGACAGCGCGCCACACUCAUCCAAGACCGCUUGGUUUCUGGAGCGUACGCGAUGUUAUCCGUUGGAGCAUCCGAGAAGACUCUCAGCCAAAUCAUCUCGGCCCGGCCGAGAUCUAGUUGCCAGAUUGCCUGUGUCAACAGUCCUUCCGCGACAGUCGUAAGCGGCUUGGAGACCGACAUCAAAGAGCUACAACAACACAUCCACUUCCACAACUUAAGGUCAACCAUGCUGCCAAUGGCAUAUGGCUUCCAUUCGGCACAGCUGGACCCGAUACUGUUAGAGUAUGAAAACAUUGCCAAAGGUGUGAGAUUCUCGGCCCCUGAGAUCCCAGUAGCCUCGACGCUUCUUGGGCAAGUCGUGUCAUUCGGAGAAGCCUUCAACGCAGCUUAUCUCGCGCGCCAGGCUCGUGAGCCAGUCAACUUUCUCGGAGCCUUCCAAGGUGCAUCUACGAACCAAAAGGAGCUCUGGAUGGAGCUGGGACCUUCUUCCGUAUGCGUCGACCUCCUCCGGGCUUCGGCUCCAGCCGAUACCUCUUCAACCUUCGCCCCAUCCCUGCAAGCUGGUGUAGACUGCUGGACGACGAUAUCUCGAGCUCUCGCAGCCGCCUACCGGAAUAACACUGAUAUCGAUUGGGCCAACUUCCACCAGCCGUUCAUCAAGAGCCUUCGACUUCUCGCACUACCCGGAUAUGCUUUCGACACCAGCAACUACUGGAGGACAUACCAACCGCCCAAAGCUGCCAGCUCCCCGGACCAAGAUGCCGCUCCAGCUCAGGUUUUCAGUACAACGAUUCAACGAAUCGUGUCGGAGUCAUACGAUUCGGGGGCCCAGGCUACGUUUGAGACGUCACUGCACGAGCCGAAGCUCUUGCCUGUCAUUUCUGGUCAUCGCCUCCAGGGGUUAGCGAUAUCGCCCGGCGCUGUCUUUGGUGACAUGGCAUUCUCAGCCGCUGGGUACCUGUUGGCACGGUCUGGUCGUACCAGAACGCCUGUCAACACCAGCCGACUUUCAAUGCGGAAAUGUGUCUAUCUUCGCCCUUUGGCCCUCCAGGAGGGCAACAAAGAGCAGAAGGUUACUUUGAGCGCCGUCAUCCCAGCAAAGGACUCAGCUGGAGGAGUCGUUUCUGUUAAGCUGUGCUCCUCCAACGAAAAGCCAGCGGUUGAAUACGCGCGGUGUUCGAUAAUCGAAGCCGAUCACGAGGCAGUGGCUCAAGAAUGGCAAACUGACGGGCCAGCCAUCCGUGAUAGAUGCGCUGAAGUCAUUCAGGUUGCAAAGAACGGUCACGGUCAUCGGCUCUCGUCAUCUCUCUUUUAUGCCCUCUUCUCGCAUACGGUCUCUUACUCGGAUGUGUACCGCCGCGUAACAGCCGUUUCCGUCUCCGAGUCUUUCGACGAGGCUGUCGCCGACGUUGAACUGUUACCCUCCGCAGAGGGUGCAAACUUUACAAUGAACCCAUACUGGAUAGACAGUGUGGUACACGUUGCCGGAUUCCUCGCCAACUGCAACCCUACCAAGGCUAAUAACGUGGUAGCCUUGCUUCAUAGCUUGGCGUCCUGGGAUACCCUGGAGUCUUUCGAACCGAACAAGCACUACCGAGUUUAUGUUCGCGCAAAUAAACCUGCUGCAGGAGGGAGUCUUGUUGACGUCUGGGUCAUGCACAACAACAACAACAACAACAACAACAAUCUCGUAAUGAUGUGCAAGGGUCUCCGAUUUCAAGAGACCCCUAUUUCAGUGUUGACAGGCAUGAUUAACAGUCCUCUCUCUGAGGGCGAAUCUGCCGCCUCUGUUUCGAUGCCGGUUGCAGCAGCAAAGAAAGCUUCAGGAUUGUUAGGAUCGGCCAUGGGAUUGAUUUCACCAACAGAGAAGCCGAUUGCCCCCAAAGAUCCUUUGCGAAUUCCCCAUACAACGCUAGGGUUAGCUGAAGCAAAGACUUCAGAAGAGAAACUAAGCCAAGACCGACUGCUGGCUGUGCUUCUCACGGUUAUUGCCGAGAAUACCGGCUACGAAGUUGCUAGUCUUUCAACGGAGACAGCUCUCCCAGAUCUUGGCGUAGACUCCAUCAUGGCUGUUCAGAUUGCGAUGCGCCUACAGGAUAUCUUGGGUAUCGAGGUUGAGGCUGCGCCCUUUUACGAGCAUUCUACCAUUGGGUCCAUCAUGCAAGCAAUCGGUGGCCUCCUCUCUGCCAGUUCGCAUGAUGAGCAAUGCAAUCCGCCGAAAGGUGUGGCAACCACUGUCCAGAGCCUCCCGCCUGCACCUCCGGGGCAAAUCGUCGAGGAUCCGAUGGCAAAUGGGCACACUGAUGUCUUUGACGCGAUAAUCGAAGCCUUGAGCCAUGAAGUGGGUGUGGAGUCGUCAGAACUAUCUGACGGAGUCGCGUUGGCAGACCUGGGCGUUGACUCGAUCAUGGCCGUCCAAAUCGCCAUGGCUAUACAAGAGACGACUGGUUUCGAGCUGGGAGCAACAAGUUUUCAUGAGUAUCCCACCAUUGGCGACCUUCGCAGCGCCUUCACGGGUGUGAACAUCACCUCUGCACCCGACAACAGCAUCCCGAGCAUCGAGAAUCCCAAGACUCCGUGGAGCUUUCACAACGCAACCCCGUCUGAGAAUUACACUACAGAGUCUUCUUUUCUACAGCCGACUGAGUCGUUGCCAUCGAACUGGUCCUCCAACAGCAGUUUGGCCAUCGCCGUCGAUUCGCACACCGUUCUCCCCCAAACACUGAGCCCCGACAAACCGCAUCUGACGGAGCGGCCUGUCGAGAACAAGACUCCCGUGAUACCAGAUUUCAUUGCGACAAGGCCUCAUACGCCUUUAGGUCGUACAAGUAGAGUUUCCGCGGAGCGGUCUUCGGCGGCGGCCGCCGUUUCGAGGACAGUCGCCGCUGUCAGAGAUUCGACGCCCCGCUCACAUGUGGUUCUGAUGCAUGGACAGCUAUCCAGUAAACUCACACCGCUUUUCAUGUUUCCUGACGGCACCGGAGGCGCUGCGACAUAUAUUUAUAUGAAACGACUCUCCGACAAUCGGCCUGUCUAUGCGGUCGAGUCUCCGUUCCUACACUGCCCGGAAAGGUUUACCUGCGGCACAGAAGACACUGCUGCCAUGAUGGCCGAGGCCGUCCUGAGAACCCGGCCUCAUGGCCCCUAUUUACUCGCCGGUUAUUCGGGCGGCGCAAUUCUCGCGUACGAGACGGCGCGACAGCUCCUCCUUUCCGGUCAUCAAGUACAGGGUCUGCUCCUCUACGACAUGGCGGCUCCAAAGAUCCGGCCGGAUCCCAACCCGGACGCUCUACCGAAGGUCCUUGUGGAGAUGAUGGUUCGUCUCAUGGGUGGCUCCCGCAACAAGUGGCUCGACCAGGCCGUGGCCGAACGCGCACAGCUACACAUGCGUAACACUGUUCGGUGCGUCAGCACCUACGACGCGAAACCGAUGCCUUUCGACAAACGACCCGUCCGCUCCGUCGUUACGUGGUGCAAGCUCGGUGUUGCCGAGCGUCUCGACGAGGGAUUCAAGAGGACGCUCGCAUCGCACGGUGUCUGGUGUGAGGAGGUUCCCAACUUUAUGGAAGAUCCCAGUGUCGGCCCUUUCAACUGGACAUUCCCGGCGAAUAAGCCGCUGGGCCCCAACGGCUGGGACAAGAUGGUUGGGCCCGUCCACUGCAUGGCGGUUGAUGCUGAUCAUUUCUCCUUGAUGGUGCCGCCCGAUGUCACCAAAUUUCAAAACGCCCUCGAGGAGGGAAUCCGUUAUUGCGUUACAUAG